Molecule: messenger RNA, 5385 nt
Organism: Prorocentrum cordatum
Lineage: Eukaryota; Dinophyceae; Prorocentrales; Prorocentraceae
Source: the annotation of a GenBank genome assembly
AUGCUGCAGCUCGAGCGGCUGUCCAAGGUCGUGCUGCUGCUCGUGCCGCUGCUGGGUGGGCUGUGGGGCGGCGGCCUGUGGUACCGCAGGUCAACGCUUUCCACGGCAGUCAGCAGCACUUGCCAGGAGUGCCUCGCGGAGGGCCAGGACUUCUGCAUCUCGACCAACAGCUGUAUCCCGAGGGCUACCAUGGGGUGCCGCGGGCCUGAGGACCACAUCACCGGCGACCCCGACGGCAAGGAUUUCUGCAUCUCCAGCGCCCGAUGCAUCGAACGCGCCACUUUCGGCUGCGACGGCGCCGAGGACCACAUCACAGGCGACCCCGACGAGCACCACCACGAGCACCACGGCGAGCACCCGGGCCACUCCAUGGUGUGCCCGGUGCCCGAGCAGCGCGUCUUGCCGAGGGGCGCGGGGGCGCGCGAGCCCCGCGGGUGCCCGUGCAAGCAUGCCAACGCACGCUGCACCUCGGCGAGCGGCGAGGCUGCGUGGGAGGCCGCCCUGGCCACGGAGUUCGGCGUGGAGUUUGCCGUCGGCUUCGGUCCGGGCUCCGCGAUCGAGUCUGCCAGCGUCAAGCUUGCGGGGACGGCAGUGUUCGGCGAGGGCACCGCGACAGAGGGCCACAGAAUGUGCCCGUGCGGAAGGGCCAAGAAGGAGUGCGUGAACCCUGCAGGGGUGAAGGUGCUCGAUGGCGAAUGCGCGGAGAAGUGGGAGGCCUGCGCAAAGCAGAUGCGCCAGAAGUUCCUUUCGCCUGACAGCACGGAUACGAAGGACGGCCCCUGCACAGAGGCCAAGAAGAAGUGCUGGGGCCAUGACGGUGCGAGGUCUGUCGAGGGUGAGUGCAAGGAAUUGUGGACGUUGUGCGGCAAACAGGUCGCACAGAAGGCGGCGGCGAUCGUUGCUGAGAACAUGGGAGUGGAGUCGUCAACGGAGUCCGGCUGGGAGCGUGCCAAGGGUUGGCUUGGGAGCAUGGUGAGCGCCGUGGAGGCGGCGCCGGAGGAGUCGGAGCGGGAUAGCGGGGCCGCAGCCAAUGCAGAGCAGGAUGAGGACCCCUUCGCGCCGUACGUGCGCCAGAUGCAGGGGAUCCCAUCACCUGCCUGGGACGUUGAGCCGAGCAGCCCGGAGCGUGGCCACGAAAACGCGCGCUUCUUUGCAGACGGCCCUGGCAAGCUCGCGGGCCCAGAGGAUGAGCACAUCAAGGGUGAGCCCACCAAGGGCGAGGACCACGAGGAGGGCAGCAGGCCGCCAGAGGGCGCUCGCCACGCGCGGGGCCAGGGGCGCGCGCAGCCUGGCCAAGGCUUCCUCCGCGCCGCCCGCCUCCGAGGCCGCGGCGCGGCCUCCGGGGUGGAGGUGCCGCCGAGCGCCGCCGAGUUGAGCACUCCAGAGGAUGCGUCCACGGCUGCGCCACCAGAGGAGGCGCCCGAACCCAUGGCGCCCUUGGAGCGUCUCGCGCAGGACGCCCCCACGGAGCCGCCACUGGCAGCACCGCCGCUGCGGCCUGGCGCCCGCGUUCGCCUCGCAGGGCUCCAGUCGCACCCGGAGAUGAACGGCCUCCCAGGCACGGUCGUGGAGGCGCGGGGCGACAGGUGGCAAAUCCACGUGGACGGCAUCGGUAAUAGAUUGCUUCAGGUCAAGAAUCUCGAACGUGUCGAGCAAGCUCCGCAGGAGCUGGACCCCUGGGCGGACGACCUCCGAGCGGGCGACGUCGUGCAGCUCGCCGGGAUGCGCAAGGACCCGCGGCUGGAGGGCCAUGUUGGCGUCCUGGUCGAAGAACAAGAGGACGGGCGGUGGCUCGUGGAGCUGGAGGGGGAGCAGGCCGUGGCCCUCGGCGCCGAGCACCUGGCGAGGCUGGAGGUGGACGACGACGACGAGUACGGGUUCGAGUGGGACAAAGACUGGGAGCCGGCCCCGUGCUGCCUCGCGCUCGCGGGCGGCGCCGGGGGCGAGAUGAAUUGGGACCCCCAUCGCAGCUGCCUGCAGUUCAACGUGAAAUUGGGCGACGACAGCCGGGACCUGCCGGAGCAGUUCCAGAUAUUCAUGAACGGCGACCCGGCGCAGCAGCUGUACCCAGACCGCGAGAGGGCAAACCCGCACGACGGCGGCAAGGUGCGCGGGCCCGACGAUCGUGGCGCGGGCAGAUUCUGGACCAUCGGCGACCACCCCCUCGACGAGGCGGCCGCCGGCGCCGCGUACGAGGUGCGCCUGUUCAUUGGCAGGCACGGCCGCGGCGUGAAGGUGGACUGGGUCCGAGUGGGCGAGACCCCGUUCGGCGCGGUCGAGGCGAAGAGCAGCGUCAGGUCCAGUGCUCCCAGCGGCGUGGAUCCUUGCUUUGGAUUGCACUGCUACGUCAUGUUGAACUACAGCCUCGGGCGGACGAGCACGCUGCGACAGCAGUGGCAGCCGCCUGCAGGGUUCGACGAGGUGCCUUCGCCUGGCAAGCUGCGCGAACGCUGGGCAUGCACGGGAUGCAAAGCUCAGAACGGGGACGGCUACGAUUUCUGUUGGAAGUGUUGGAAGGGGCACGACUGCGCGAAGUCCACGCACCACGGCACGACCAAUACCCAGGACGACACGGACGCCGACGAUGCCACCAAAGCUAGGCUCAAGAAGCAGCGGGGGCACCUGGCUGACCUUCGCCGACAAGCAGCGGACCCUGACUUGGCGCCCCACGUCCAAGGCAUCAUCUCGAUACUACACAAGGAGGUUGAUGAAUUGCAGGCAGCUGUCGAAACAGGCAGCGAUGUACCAUGUCGUUUCUCAGAGUGCAAGCUUGUACGGGAGAGGAACAAGACUCAAGGGCAGCGCGAUCGCACCAAGGAGCGAGUGGAGAAGCAGGAGCUGGAGAUCAUGCAGGCCCAGGAGAAGUUGGACAAAGACAGUGCUCUCCUGGCCAGACAAGAAGAGAAGCUACAGAAGCAGAGCACCCGCAUCGAGGAGUUCAGCGUGCCAAAGCCAGGGCAAGGCUGGAGCGCAGCGGUCGCCUUCCUGGAGCAGGCCAGCAAGUGCUUGCGCGACAAGGAGGCCGACCCCAAGCUCAGCGAGGGGUUCAUCACCGUCAAUGCGAACUCCACCGGCACGCUGAAGCGCACCAUGCGCUCGAUCAGGUACACCAACAAGUUCCCUACCAUCAUGGCGCAGGAGCUGCAGGCCUACGAGCACAGCAUCUCCUGCUUCAAACAACGCAUGCAGAAAGAAGGGUGGAGGCUGGGCAUUGCGCCUAGCGUCCGCACGGCGAGCGGGGGCUGGAGCGCGGGGGCGCUCCUGGCGACCGUCCGUCCGAACAACAUGAGCUACGCCAGGGGCCUCGACACGUGGGACAUCUCCCCCCGCGAGUCCAAAGAGCGCCUCGCCAUCGGCUGGGUCGACGCACUCGGCAAGCAGGGCAUCACCAUCGGCACCGCCUACCUAAGGGUCAGUGAGGGCAUGACAGACCGCAACAGGGCCAUCCUGCGGAGCUUCAACACGGCCGCUAUGGCGGCGGGGAAGCACUGGAUCCUGGGCGGAGACUUCAACAUGGACCCAGCCGAGCUGCAGCAGACAGGAGUGAUCAACAGGAUGGAAGGGACCACCGUGCUCGACACUUCACGCGGAUCGUGCGUCUCAUCGGGCGAGGCGAGGCACCGCGACUAUUUCAUCAUCUCGAAGACGCUCCUGGACGCCACGCUGCCGGUAGCCGUGCAGGACCAGUUCAACACAGCGCCGCACUCCCCUUUGCUACUACGUUUACCGUGCAUUCGGGAACAACGACGGCGGGUACGGGCAUUGCGGCAUCGACGACGUUGGCCUCUUCAGCUGCCCACGGGCUGUGCAGCAGGGCCGACGGCGUGGCCACGUCUCCUGGGGCGCGAGAGGCACAGCCAGGAGGAGGUGGACAUAUACUGGAGCGACCUGGCCAACACGUACGAGGAGCAUCUCGACAGGUACUUCAACGACGACGGCCUGAAAGCAUGGAGGCGCAACGGCAAGCAGGAGACGCCGAGCUGGGCGCAAUGCAACGCCAAGGGCAUCCUCGAGAGGGACAUCAUCGAGCCGCUUCUCGAGCGGCGCCACCCAGCAUGGAGCGGCGAGGCCGACCAGGAGGGCGCCGGCGAGCACUACAGCGUCGGCACCGAGGACAAUGCCGACGACCUGGGCGAGAUCAACGAAGCAGCGCGCCGAGUCGAGGAGGACUGGCUGAGUCUCCCAGAGCUUACUCCUCGGCACCCCGCUGUCCUCGGCCCUGGGGCCUUGCAGGACUGCCCGUUGGUCGGGGCGGAGCCGGCAGGAGAGCGCCGCCUACCGACGGGGCGGGGGCACUGGACGGAAAUCGAUUGGGGCAAGUUUGCCAACGCCAUCGCCUGGAUCGACGCGACGAACAUCCGAGCGGGGCUUGCUAUACGUGGAGUGCGCGGCCAAGCUCAUGACGGUCGCAAGCCAGCACACGUGGAGGCGAGCGCGACGCAAAGCAGCAAGAGGUUGGAGGCGAUGGGUGGCCAAGCACAGCCAGGCGGGGGCUGGUGCGAUACACGAGUGGACCAUGCCGCCAGUGCCAUGGGAGCCCAUCAAGCCGACCGAGAUCUACAGCCAGCAGGAGCUCGCGCCACGCACCCGCGCGUGGCAGCAGACGCAGCGCUGGAGGGCUGGGAGACGGUAUGGGCGGAUAGCUACGACGACAGCGAACCGUGGCGCCAGCCCCCCAGCGACGACGAAUGGAGAGAGCACGCAGACCCACGAAUCACACCGCGGGACGUCAUCGAGGCGCGCGGGCGCUUCCGCACCAAGACUGGCCUUGGAGAAGCGGACUGGCACCCGCGCCUCUGGCGCCAUGGUGGGUUCCAGGAAGCGGCGCGCGUGGCAGGCGUGCUUAGCGCGGUGGAGCGGGGGGCGCCGUGGCCUACCACACCGGCCACCAUCCUCUUCUACCUGACCCCGAAGGCAGCAGGAGGCUUCCGCAACCUGGGCCUCAUUCCCGAGCUGGCGCGCGAGUGGGAGACCAUCCGCAUGCCGUACGCCAGGCGCUGGGAGGCGGCCAACCAGAGAGCCUACGACUGGGCUCGGGGCGGGAGAUCAUCGGAGCGCGCGGCGUGGCUGCAGGCCCUCUACGGGGAGGCGGCGCGCGCCGAAGGACACGAGUAUGCUGUGACCUACUUCGACCUAGUCAAGUGCUUCGAGUGGGUCACACAUCACAAGGUAUCGGAGGCGUCGCAGCGCUGGGGGUUCAACCCAGUCAUCAUGCGCACUCUACUCAAGAUAUACGGCAUGGUGCGGUGCAUCGUCCUGGACGGGUGCUACACCGAAGACAGGGCGUGGCAGCGCGGCAUCGUCGCGGGCAGCAGGUAUGCGCCCUUUUGCUUCAAGAUGGUGAUCAUCCUGGAGCUUGACGAGCUCGUGUACCAGUUCCCGUAG